AAAACAGAGUGGAUUUAUUUUUUUUUAAGGUAGCACACUGUCCCACAAGAUUUAACAUUAAAUAAAACCCGAGAGACUCAUCGAAGAUCUGAAGAGUUCCCGACUUAGCCGGAUUUUUCCUCUAGAUGUCCUCGCCUUAUAACGAAUCGACGAAGAAGGGUUUAAGUGCUCUUGACAUCACCGCUCCCACGUGUUCUUUCCUAUGCAGCGACCGCAGCGCCUACCCUGAUCCUGACCCUCUGUCCCCAGACUCAACCCAGCGCAGCCCCCCAGCCUCGUACAGAUGUCGGAAGCGGGAGCCUGUGCUUGAGUAAGAAACAACCUCACUGGAGACAUUGAAGCAAAAGUUGGACAACUUUUCCAGAACAGAAAGGAAACUCAUGCAUCAGAAAAGAAAGUCCAGUUUGCUGCAUGUCUUUCUGAAGUACAGUGGUGUACUGUACUAGUUCAACAAUACAAAAGGCCCAAGGUCUAGUGGGUGACGACCUCUUGUACAUUCUGCUGGAAGCCUGUUGGUGACUAAUAAAGGUACCAAAAGAAUAUGGCUGCACAAAUACCAGAAUCUGAUCAGAUAAAACAGUUUAAGGAAUUUCUUGGGACCUACAAUAAACUUACAGAAACCUGCUUUUUGGACUGUGUUAAAGACUUCACAACAAGAGAAGUAAAACCUGAAGAGACCACCUGUUCAGAACAUUGCUUACAGAAAUAUUUAAAAAUGACACAGAGAAUAUCCAUGAGAUUUCAGGAAUAUCAUAUUCAGCAGAAUGAGGCUCUGGCAGCCAAAGCAGGACUCCUUGGCCAGCCACGAUAGAGAAGUCCUGAUGGAUGGACUUUUGAUGAAAGAUUACCAAGAGCUGCUGUACUGGAAAUGAGGAGUCACCUGACAGAACCCCCUGAAAGCAGCAGCCACCAUGUUAAACCAUCUGUCAUGACUGUUUGGCAAAUGGAAGCCACUGGAGAAACAAAAUUGCUACUUACCAGGAAUAAUCAAAAUAGAAGGUUUUAUUCAAUGAAAAUAAUAAGAUGCAACAUUUAUUGAGGCCUUAAGAUUCAGCAGCUUGGUCACUUGAUUAGAAAAAUAAACCAUUGUUUCUUCAAUUUUGACUGUUAAUUUUAAAGCAAAAUAUGUGUCCAAUCAUGUAUGAGAUAGAAAAAAAUUUUUAUUACUAAAAGUAAAAUAAAUGGAAAUAUCACUGAGCAGUUGUUUAUACUAUAUAGUACCAUAGUAUUCUGACUGGACUGUGGACACGUUGAAAUGUUUUUCAAUCAGGAUCGUCCUCCAAGUAUUCCUUUUCAUUCAUGUCUGCCUCAAAUUGCUGGUAAAUACAUAAAAUAGUUACUUGCUAAUCAUUUCAAUCCACAAUCCUUUUUUUGCCUCCCUUGUGUCAGGGUGAGCAUUACAUAUUCCUAUCCUACUGACAUUUGCAUAUAUCUUCAGGAAACAUCCUAUGUGUGACUAGCUUGGGAAUUUUUAAGAGUUAACUGUUAUGCUCUGCUGGAGUCUGUUUGUGUUUUGUUCAAAGCCUAAGAAGUCCAAUGAAUGAUUCUGAGUCUGGUUGACAAUAUACAGUUUAUUCUUAGCCAUGACAUGGGAUCAGUCUAAUAAAAAGUGAACUAAAGUUAAAGUAAUAUCUUAUGACUAAUGAAUCCUGAAGGAAAUCCUAGUAAUUGUAGUUGAUGUAUAAGUAUACCAAGCAGUUCAGUAAAAUGUAAGUGCACUAAUACCUGUUAAUCAAAUGACUUAUGAAUGGAUUUCGUUUGAUACCAAUCUAAACUUGUAUUUAAGAGAACACUAAUUAGCCUGUAUGCUUAUAUUUACCAAAAUGAUUUCUGUGUUCUGUUUGUUAAUAGAAAGCAGAAGUAUUGUUCUACUUUAAA
This is a messenger RNA of Microcebus murinus (gray mouse lemur), 1878 nucleotides long. The record is from RefSeq and is a predicted model, not a curated record. NCBI's taxonomy places the organism in Eukaryota, Metazoa, Chordata, Mammalia, Primates, Cheirogaleidae.